Ricinus communis (castor bean) is the source of this 1586-nucleotide messenger RNA. RefSeq lists its product as uncharacterized. The record is from RefSeq and is a predicted model, not a curated record. The transcript has 3 exons. The coding region runs from base 176 to 1333 and encodes 385 amino acids. Lineage: Eukaryota; Viridiplantae; Streptophyta; Magnoliopsida; Malpighiales; Euphorbiaceae.
CAUCCUCUGCCGUUGGACAGAUGAGAUGUCCCUUUUGUCUCUACCCUCCCAUAGUGCUCUAACUCAAAGGACCCAUCCAUAAUCGUACUCGCUUUAUAUAUAUAUGCACCCCUAAAAUCGUGAUCAUUUCAGACAUAAAUCAUCUCCAAGUUUCACAUUAUCGACUGUCUUACAAAUGGGUUCAAGAGUGAGAAGGAAGCAGAGAUGGUGCACACAAACCUUGACUCCUCUAAUGGAAGGUCCUGAUCCUGACAUGCAAGAAGAUGGUAAUAAAAAGGAGAGUUCAUGGGAAGUAAUUCGAGAAUGGUUCCGGCUGCAGAAGAGUUUCUCUAGUAACAAUUAUUCAUCAAUUUCACCAGAUGGAAGCAUGCCAGCUAAUAGUAAGAGGCAAGACUUGAGGCUUUUGCUUGGUGUUCUUGGAUGCCCACUAGCCCCAAUCCCUCUGGUCACCGACUUCAAUUUUCACAACAAUUUUCACAUUAAGGGUGUGCCAAUGGAAAAUUCCAUUGCGCAUUAUAUUAUACAACAGUAUUUGGCGGCCACGGGAUCCUUAAAGAGAGAAAAAGAGAUGAGGAACAUGUAUGCAACAGGAAGUGUGAAGAUGGUCCGUUGUGAGACAGAAAUAUCCUCAGGAAAAAAUGUCAAGAGUUUAGGGACCAGAACUGGAGAGAAUGGGUGUUUUGUUAUGUGGCAAAUGUUGCCCGGAAUGUGGUCUCUUGAAUUAGUUGUCGGAGGGAAUAAGGUCAUUGCCGGAAGCAAUGGGAAGACCGUGUGGCGGCAUACACCUUGGCUCGGCACUCACGCUGCCAAAGGACCCCAGCGCCCUCUUCGUCGCAUAAUCCAGGGCUUGGAUCCGAAGAGCACAGCCAGCUUAUUCGCGAAAGCUCAAUGCUUAGGCGAGAAGCAAAUUGGGAAAGAAGAUUGCUUCGUAUUAAAGGUAGCUGCAGAUCGUUCAGCUGUUAUGGAAAGAAGUGAAGGAGCAGCAGAAGUACUUAGGCAUGUAUUAUAUGGGUACUUUUGCCAGAAAAGUGGUCUCCUAAUUUACUUGGAGGAUUCACAUCUCACCAGAGUACAAACAUCAGAAAAUGAUAUUAUUUAUUGGGAGACUACUAUAGGAAGUAGCAUCGAUGAUUAUAGAGAUGUUGAUGGAGUGUUAAUUGCUCAUCAAGGCAGAUCUAUUGCAACGGUUUUCCGGUUCGAAGAAGAAUCUGUGCAACAUAGUAGGACUAAAAUGGAAGAAAUAUGGAGGAUUGGUGAUGUUGUGUUUAAUGUUCCAGGCCUCUCCUUAGACUAUUUCAUCCCUCCUGCUGAUAUUUUUGAUGCUUCUCCGUGAUUAACUGACUUUAGUUAAUUUGUUUGAUUUUAUGUUCUUCUCAGUAAUUACAAUAUCGGAGGGCUUGUGGCAUACUUAAUUAAUCUCAAAGAAUUGUAUUCUACAUAUUUGGAUUUAACUUUAGGUUACUAUAUUCAAACAGGAUUUCAAUGACCAAGUACCAUUACAAAGUUCGGGAUAAAGAAUGGGUUUUGGCUUUUGUGAAUGGCUUGGUGGAAAAAUAAAUACAUAAUUGUGUUCCUUUUGCUCUUUC